AGAGUAUUACUACAAUGUGUUCCUUUGUGAAUUUUAUCGAGGGAAUCUCCUGCAGAAUUUUCAUGUCGUUUGAAAUCUGAACCUCUAUCGUUUUUCGAUAACCGACCUUCUGAUUAUCAAUUUUUAGAGGAACAUUUGUUUGCUUAGUGGAAGAACUCUGACAAGCAGUUGAAUUUAAAUCAGAAUCUUCUUGAAUUUUUUUGAAAAUAGAAAAUGUAAGAUCAUUCACAGCAGAAGAUUCUUUUGGAAUAUUUUGGGAUGAAACCUCCAGUGAUGACGAAUUUUUGAAUCUGAUUUUAGUGGACCACAGUAGAAAUUGUGAAUACGUUAAAAAAAGUAAAAUAUAAAGUGCCUCAGUAUUUUCCAUCUUAAUCCAAUGAAUACUAGCUAUAAGAAUUAAAAACUCGCUGUGCUUUAGAUAUUGCUUCUUUGCUGAAAAGAUGAAUCCAGGUGGAGAUUUUCAAAUUUUAAAUGCCUUGAAUACUAAAUCAGACUUAUUUUUGGUAAAACACUUGGCUACUGAAGAGUUAUUUGUUUGGAGAACUAUUCUUCUGAAAAAUCUAUCCAAAGAUAAAAAAGAACAUAUGUGUAAAAAAAUUCGAAAAAGAAUACAACAAAAGCAUGUAUUAUUGGUUACAUUUUAUCCUGCUAUUGAAGAAGACAAAUUGAAACUGGUUUAUGUCCCAAUGGAGUAUUUUCCUCAUGGUAAUUUUUUAGAUUUUAUUAAGAUAUUAGCAAUGUCAAAAACUACACACAUAAAUGAAGAAAUAAUCAUUAAAAUUUUAUUUCAACUAUUGAUGCUGGUCAAAUCUAUUGAGUUGAAUGAUUAUAUCAAGUUGGAAAAUAUUUACUUCGAUGAAAAUUUCAAUAUUAAAUUAUUGAACUUUAGUCAUUGCAGUACUGCAACAAACUCAGAUGUGAAAAUGAGUGAUAUUGGUAUUUUAAUGAUGCAGUUAUGUACAUUAACUGUUGACAAAUUGUGCAAUAAGUAUACAGUGAACAAGGAGUACUAUAGUGAUGAUUUUAUUGAUUUAACUGAAGUUAUGCUCAAAGAUAACAAACAUGUUACUUGUAAUAUUGAUAAGGUAAUUGGUCACCCUGUCAUUGUCUUAAAUACAUUCAAACUCCACUGUGGAAUUGAACUACAUGAUUGCUUUGAAAUACUGGACUAUAGGAAAAAAGUGGAGCAAUUACGUAGAAAAGAAUCGGCACUAAAAAUGAGGGAAAAUGAAAUAAAACGGAAAGAAUGUGGAUUAAAUGUGAGGGAGAAAAAAUUGAUCAUGAAUGAAAAAACUAUUAAAGAUAAGUUGACUCAAGCUGAACUUUAUUUAAGGAGAUGUAAAGACAAAAAAAUACCUCAUCCCAAUAAGUAUGAGAACGUUGAUAUGUCACUUGCUGUUGAGUAUGAAGAAAUAGAAGACAUAGACAAUAUCGAAACAAGUAAAAAAUUGGACUUCUCUAAACUCAAACAACAGCCUAUUGCUAGAACAUUAUCAGAAAGAAAAGUUAAAUUCAAGGGACACAGUCCUCUGAAAAAAACCAGUUUCCAUAAAAGUAAAACCAAUAAAAAACCAAAAGAGAAGGAAAAACUCCAACUACCCGAACAAUCAAGCGAGAUGAGCUCAACUUUGAAAAAAAGAACAAUCGAAAAUAAUCAACUCAAAGAAAUCUCAAACGUGGAUAAAACAAAAAUUUAUGCAAAAUGUGUAACUGUAACUGGAGAAAAUAAUAUACCGAAUUUACAAUGCCGACCAAUUGCUUGGACAGAACAAAAUAAGAAACAAGCAUUCGAAUUGCUUAGAAUCAUGAACUCAACUUCUGAUGAGAACUUCUGGAACAGUGACGUUAGGCAUACAUUUUUGUAAAUAUUUUAAUCGAUAAGAAUCAAGUUCCUAGCUUUUUAAAUUCUCAAGUAUUAUAAAUAAAUUAAGUUUAUCGCAUUCAAGGAUAGUAACAUAUCAAAAUCUGUGCUUUCUAUAUGUUACUUAAUUUCUAUUUAUUUUCAUUCCUAUUCUGACAAAAAACAAAAUUGGAAAAGAAUUUCUUGGAAUUUGAGUAUUCAUGUUAUAACUUCAUAAUAUUAUUUAUUGUAUAUAAAUCUAUUAUAUUUUUUGAAAAUUGCAAAUACAAAAAAGAAAAUUAGUUUGCAAACAUUUAAAAAAAGAAUAGUUAUUUUUAUUCAUUGAAUAUUCAAGUUACAAAUAUUUAUAUGAUUGAUGUUACCCUUUCAACCGUACUUUUAAAAUGUGUAGUAUUUAUUUUAGAUGUACUUGAUAUUUGAUGCAAUAUUUUUGUGAUAUAUUAUCAUUACUUGAGAUAUUCAAGAGAAAAUUUUUAAAUGUACAAGGUU
This is a messenger RNA of Harmonia axyridis, 2350 nucleotides long. RefSeq lists its product as uncharacterized. The transcript has 4 exons. The record is from RefSeq and is a predicted model, not a curated record. The coding region runs from base 441 to 1865 and encodes 474 amino acids. NCBI's taxonomy places the organism in Eukaryota, Metazoa, Arthropoda, Insecta, Coleoptera, Coccinellidae.